Babesia bigemina is the source of this 2184-nucleotide messenger RNA. Its product is annotated as bromodomain protein, putative. The record is from RefSeq and is a predicted model, not a curated record. Lineage: Eukaryota; Apicomplexa; Aconoidasida; Piroplasmida; Babesiidae. Gene Ontology annotation, molecular function: protein binding. The transcript has a single exon. The coding region runs from base 1 to 2184 and encodes 727 amino acids.
AUGGAUGCCACCGACCCGAUAAAUUCGCCGGAAGGCGAAGCCGUGGACGGCGCCACCGUCGAGCCCAGUGCGCGUGCCCUGAACCCGGGUUCGACGGUGGCCAAAUCCAGGGCUGUUGUAGGCGAGUGCCGCGGUGAGCUUACACUGCAGCCGGAUGAAGCUGACCGAAUAAACCAGCUGUUAUCGCAAGAAAAUUUCAGAUUCCUUGUCUACACCCCGCAGCCGGAAUCCAGCAAGAUGUGGAGGAAGCCAGCCGAAUACGAAUCCGUUCGCGCCCUGAGCGAGCGUGGCGUCGGCAGCGGUUCGUUUGAGAGCCGCCGCAGCAAGUCGCAGUUUUCGCUCAAAUCCGCGGACAGCCGGGAGGACGACGCGCAGACCGUCUCGUCGUACGACGCGUCGGAGAAACGGUCGCUGCGGAAGCGCAAGCAGCGCGUGCGGUACUACGAGGAGUUCGCGCAGGACCUCACCGACGGGAACUACCGGGAACUGCGGCACGAAAAGCCGCCCAAAUCACAGCGCGAGGGGCUCAAGAAGCAGCAUUCGGGCAGCUACGAGCGCCAGCAGUCGCAGCAGCUCUACCGCGCCGUGCCGAUCCUCAGCAGGAACCUGCCGAAGCUGCCCAAAGACACCUGGGAGUACACCGCGUAUCGCAUGCUGCAGGCCAUCAAGUACAUGGACACCGACAAGUGGUUCUGGUACCCCGUGGACCCGGUGGCCGACGGCGUGCCCAACUACCCCAAGAUCGUGCACACGCCCAUGGACUUCCACACCAUCACCGAGCGGCUGCACAUGAGGCAGUACUCCAACCCCUUCGCCUUCCAGUGCGACUGCAGGCAGAUCUUUUUCAACGCGUUCCUGUUCUACCAGCCUGACAACGUGAUCUGGCAGGCGGCGGAGCACCUCGCGAAGAUUCUGGAGGAGAAGCUGAGCAACACGCGCUACCUGCACCCCGACGAGUUCCACUCGCUGCUGCAGAAGGGCGAGGACGCCAUGCGCGCGACGCUGCUGGAGUACAACGAGGCGACGUUCCUGCGCAAGAACAAGUGGAACUCCGGGUCGCUAGGCCUGGACGACGCCGAGGCCAUGAAGCCGCUCGAGAAGCGCAAGGCCGCGCAGAACCACCGCAGCAAGCACGUCAUCGACGAGUACAUGUACACCGGCGACGACGAUGACGACAGCUUCAACGAGCUCUCGUCGGUGGCCUCCGCCGACGACUUCAUGCUGCCGAUGGACGGCGGCCGCGGCCGGCCCAAGGGCUUCAAGAAGAAGGGCUCGCACUCGAAGCCGUACGGCCUCAAUCGGAAGCACAAGUUCGGCGACGCGUCGGAGGAGAGCGACUCCGGGCAGCGCGUGAAGUUCGUGGGCGAUUUCCCCGUUCCCGAGGUCGGGCGCGUGCUGCCGCCCCCGCCGCCGGCGCUGUCCACCAUGCAGAAGGCCUCCCCGCUGGACAAGGGCAUCACGCCGAGCCAGACGCGCACGCUCCACGUCAACCUCUCGCGGCUGGCGCCGAACCAGCGCAAGGCGGCGCUGGAACUGAUCGAGGACGACCUCGGGAUCCUGGGGGAGACGUUCAUGCACGACCGCACGUUCACCUUCGACCCCAGCCUGCUGCCCGUGGACAAGCAGCGGCGGGUGUUUCUGUACGUCAACGCCAUGGUGAAGCGCAACAUCGAGGAGAUGCACGCCGAGUACGCGCGCAGGAAGAAGCCGAAGCCGCAGCCCGAGAUCGCCAUCCACGACGCCAAGGAGGUGGUCAGGCAGAACCCGUCGGAGAUCUUCGACGCCUCCAGCAGCAGCUCGUCCAUCUCCGACGUGGCGUCCAACUUCCUGAGCUCCGACGACUUCUUCGACUCGUCGGACGACGAGCCCGUCAGCGUCAACGAGGAGGCGAAGCAGCGCGUGCCCGACGACGCGCCGCUCCCGGAGUACACGCCGGUGGACGAGCAGAAGUCGGAGAAGGUGCAGCUCACGCGCGGGAUCAUGGGCGACCACGCCGACUUCUUCACCCACGUCGAGUCGCCCCCGCUCAACGACGACGGGUCGCAGGGGCAGCAGGGCAAGAAGAGCGCGUGGAUGGAGUGGAAGGGCCAGGCCAUCCACCACGGUACCGUGGCGCAGGAGAACGGCGUCGAGCCGCUCAGCGUCGACGAGAAGAUCGCGGAGUCGUUCGACGCCCGCAUAUAA